AUGUACAUAAGUAUUCUGGACCGGCUGUUUUUGUACGCCGCUUCCGUUGUCACAGGUGACGUUCCGAAGCAUAGCUGUCUCUCUUAUAACGAUAUUCCUGAAGGCUAUGAACGAUAUGUGAAAAUCGACCCCACACCGAAUACGAUAUGCGUGGCCAAUCACACAACCCCUUUUGACUGGUGUAUAUUGGCAUCCGAUAAUACCUACGCCGUUGUCGGUCAGUCACACUCAGGGUUCUUCGGUAUCGUGGAGCGCAUUAUCUCAGCUGCCGUUCCAGCCGUGUGGUUUGAUCGUGAUGAGGUGUUUGAUCGUCAGCUCACUGCGAAACGACUUAGAGAUCACGUUGCCCGUACAGACGCAGAACCAUUGCUGAUAUUCCCCGAAGGGACCUGUAUUAACAAUACUUCAGUAAUGAAAUUCAAGAAGGGUUGUUUUGAGAUCGGCGCCCCAAUACACCCAGUGGCCAUCAAGUACAACCCACUAUUCGCCGACUGUUUCUGGAACAGCAGCCGAGAUUCUUUGCUGCAGUACAUUUUCAAAAUGAUGACCUCUUGGGCCAUAGUCGUGGAUGUGUGGUACCUACCGCCAACUCGUAUACGUCCUGAUGAAAAUGGAAUCGCCUUCGCCAGGCGCGUGCAGCAGAGUAUUGCUCGAUGCGGUGGGAUGCUAGACAUCGACUGGGAUGGCGAGCUGAAGCGGCGAAGACCUAAGGAUACCCUAAAGCUGGCACAACAGCGAUACAUCAGUCAGUAUCUAGUCCCCUGUCCAUCAGAUGAAACCUGA
Molecule: messenger RNA, 783 nt
Organism: Dicrocoelium dendriticum
Lineage: Eukaryota; Metazoa; Platyhelminthes; Trematoda; Plagiorchiida; Dicrocoeliidae
Source: the annotation of a GenBank genome assembly